Molecule: messenger RNA, 872 nt
Organism: Ruditapes philippinarum (Manila clam)
Lineage: Eukaryota; Metazoa; Mollusca; Bivalvia; Venerida; Veneridae
Exons: 2
Coding region: 230-835 (201 amino acids)
Biological process (GO): cell adhesion
Molecular function (GO): hyaluronic acid binding
Source: RefSeq, a predicted model, not a curated record
UAUCAGUCUCUCCAUUCGCCACCGGUAAUGUCAUAAUUGCGUUUUAUUUGCACUGUCACUUGAACAAAUUAGAAUGGUAGCCUACAUUACUAAACAUUGUUAUGAUCAGUAUUACCGUUAGAUGACUGCACGUCACAUAUAAAAAUGUUUGCUGACCUUUUUCUCCUCUCUUUUUGAAAAAGAUCAAAUCAGAAAGUCAAAUUAUAUCAGGAUUUACUGAUUUUCAAACAUGUUCCGAGAAGCUUCUCUUUUAAUAAUUCUUUUCUUAAAUAGUGUUUAUUUCACUAAUGCCGGGAUUCAGGUUUCAAAGUAUUUGGCAAGAAAGGAUGUCAAAUUUAAAGCUGAAAAUGUCUUAGAAGGAAUUUUUUCGCAAAGUCGCUUUGUUUGCCUAAGAAAGUGUGACUUGACAACUGACUGUGUUUCGGCAUCUUGGAACUCUAUAGAUAACCUUUGUCUGCUGUCGAAGACUGAUCAAAUUCAUGAUGACUGGGAUAAUCCUAUACCUUCAACUGUAGUCACUGCUAUUGGAUGGAAAACAUAUUCAAGAAUCAUUUACCAAGUUUUUCUCGUACUUGGAUUAAAUGGACGGUAUACCAUGACGUUCUCGGAAGCCAACAAUGCUUGCAAGGAAAGAGGAGGAACACUAUCGACUCCCUCUGACCUUCUUACAGCUAGAAGUCUUGGUUUUAGUAGUUGUAACUGUGGCUGGCUAACAGAUCAGACAAAGGGCUUUGUCCUUCAAGAGAGAAAUGAUGGAUGUUUGAACUGGUUCACUACAGGAAUAUUUGAUUGUCAUUGGUUAGAUACCGCAAAUGCCUGGUGUACAGUUGUAUAAAAAAUACCUUUAUUUAUGAUUUAAUUGGUAUAAAUUA